AUGUUCCAGAACCCCACGAUCAGACAAACAUCACUCUCAGUGACGAGCAUUUGGAUAUUCAAGUUCAGAAGUAGCGCUCACUCCUCGUGGUUGUUGGCUUGCGGCCUCCACGUCGUUCCAUCUCCCUCUCUGACAUUCUCCCCUUACCCUUGUCCCACAAAACACAAACAACACACCAAGCGCGACUAUCUUGAUCACGGGCUGGAGGCAGAUUCCCCUGAGGCCCUUUUCCGAGCACUCGACAAGGAACUGAACAAGUUCAAGCAUUAUCGGAAGAAGGGCGAAAAAGUUCGCAACGCGAUCAAGCCAGUUCUGGAGCUGGUCAAUAUGUGCUCGGAAAUGAUAGGACAGAGUUUAGCGACAGCGAGCAUUACCUCUGCCCAAAUUUACAAGACAUGUCUAACUUCGGUGGGACCAGGCAUUUCCACCGUCAAAAGCAAUUUUUAUCGCUAUUCGGGCCCUGCUAAAGAGACGUUCGAAGAGCUGAAGCACUUUACUGGACGGCUGGACAUUCUCAACCAAGUAGAGAUCUCGAAACCGCUCAAGAAGUUCAUCAUCGAGAUUCUUGCGCAGCUGCUUGUGGUGCUCGGAGUGGCCACAAAGUGGAUAAAUCAGAAUAGUGCUACCAAAUACUUCAAGGCACUCAUCGGGCAGAAUACGGAAUUGUCAGAUGCGAUGGGGAAAUUGCGGAUGUUAUCGAACCAGGAGGUCCCUACGGUCACUGCCGUGAUAUCAGCAACGACGACGAGAACUUCUCGAAACGUGCAAGCCAUAAGAGGCGACGCCCUCCGAGAUCAAAUCCGCUUGUGGCUCAAUCCGCCCGAUCCGACCGCGAACUAUAACGCAGCUAUAUAUGCACGACCUGGUUUAUAG
Molecule: messenger RNA, 873 nt
Organism: Heterobasidion irregulare TC 32-1
Lineage: Eukaryota; Fungi; Basidiomycota; Agaricomycetes; Russulales; Bondarzewiaceae
Exons: 5
Coding region: 1-873 (290 amino acids)
Source: RefSeq, a predicted model, not a curated record